AUGGAAGCUAGAAAUGAUGAUAUGCUUUAUGCAGUAACUCAGCAAUCAGGAAAUGGAGUGCAUGGACUAUUAGAGUCUGUAUUUGGCUUCUUGCAUCGUAGAACUGAUUUUUUCUACUAGAUGGAGCCAAAUGAUAAAAUGGGUUUCCCACCGGGUGUUGCUGAAAGUAUGGUCUACUAAUACUUUAAGAAGUAUCAAGAUCAGCAUUUCAAGAGAUUCCCAGAAAAGCAAGACUUGAAAGAAAGAUGGGACAAAUACAAUCAAGAACAAUAAAGAUUGGCUGAAGAACAUAAAAAGCAAUAAGAGGCUAAAAAACUUUAAUAAAAUGAGCAAGCUGAGAGCGCAAAGCAGAAUGAUAGUGAAUAAAAUCAAUAAUAGGAGGAAGUAAAGAAGCAAGUAUAAUAAAUCUAAGGAGGCUAAGAUAGUUAAAAAGCAGAAAGCAAGCCAGUUUAACAGCAAUAGCAAUAAUAACAGUAGAUAAAAUAAGCAGAACCAAAGAAAGAGAUUGAUCCUAAAAUGAGCAGAAUCAGCACAUACAAUGGCGAUGUUACUGAUAAAUACUCAUGGUCUUAAGGUAUUACAGAAGUGACAAUGCAGAUUGCUAUUCCAUAGGGUACUAAACCUAGAGAUUUGGAUAUAAAGAUUAAGGCUAAGCAUUUAUCAGUAGCUCUCAAGGGUUAACCACCCAUAGUUGAGGGAGAACUUUGCGAAAAAGUAAAGGUUGAUGAUAGUUUCUGGGGUAUUGAAGAUGGAAAAUUCUUGAACAUUAACUUUGAAAAGGCUUAUGAAGCUAUCUGGAAAUCUAUAAUAGUAGGAGAUAAGGAAAUAGAUCCAAAGACUGUUGAUAACAGCAAAAGAAUAGAGGAAUUCGACUUAGAAACUCAAGGUCACUUGUAAAAAGUUUUGUAUGAGUAGGAGAGGAAAAAGAUGGGUCUUUUAACAACAGAAGAGGAAGAGCAGAGAAAGUUAAUGGAAAAGGUAUUAGAUUCUGAUAAUUCGCCAUUUAAAGGUCUUCCCUAUGAUCCUAAAAAAUAUGGAUAAAAUUCAGGUAAUAAUGGACCCUCACCUCCCUUUAAUAUGUGA
This is a messenger RNA of Stylonychia lemnae, 1083 nucleotides long. NCBI's taxonomy places the organism in Eukaryota, Ciliophora, Spirotrichea, Sporadotrichida, Oxytrichidae. The record is from the annotation of a GenBank genome assembly.